AUGGCUAACCAGCAGAACACCACCAAUAACAACACCAACCGCCUAGCCUCCUCCGCUGGGGGACAGCAGCAACCCGGUAACGACAACGUUAAUGUUAACGUUACCGGUGUUGCUGCUACUGGUACUCCAUCAUUUCCAAACCCUCCCCCUCCGAGCACUGUUCAACUCAAUGUUGCUAGAGGGUCAUCUGUGAGUCCUCCUGGUCUCAAUAGAGGACCAUCUGGCAGAGGGUCAUCCAACACUAGGAGGGUUUCGCCCUCUGGCAGAAAGUCUCCUCCUGGUGGCAGAGGAUCACCCUCUUCUGGGAGAGGGUCAUCGUCCUUUGCCUCUUCUCCUGGAGCGGGACAAAUCACUCAGAUUGGUGGAAGAAAUUUCACUCCUCUCAGUGUGGAUAUCACUAUAGGAGGAGGGUCAGGGACCGCAGGAGGGAGCAUGAUUCCUGGCAGCAGCAGCGGCUCGCCACCACGGGCCAAGCGCAAAGCUGAGAUAACUGCCCCAGAAGGAGUGAGCCCGGUUUGCAGCGUAUGCAAACGCUCAAACUUUUCCUCAUGGAAAGCAUUGUUUGGGCACAUGCGUUGCCACCCAGAGCGUCAAUGGAGGGGCUGCUUCCCACCCCCAGGAUUCGAAGAAGCACAGCGAGCCCUGCAACAAGGGGAAAGGCUCGGUGCGCUGCGUGGGUUUGAUCUGAAUGAGGCAAGUGAUCCAGAAGAAGAAAAUGAUGGUGGCGGCUUCGACCUCAACAUGCUUCCCCCAGACGAGGAUAAGGAUGGUGGCGGCAGUAGUGGUGGUGCUGCCAAGACUGGUUAA
This is a messenger RNA of Prunus mume (Japanese apricot), 807 nucleotides long. Lineage: Eukaryota; Viridiplantae; Streptophyta; Magnoliopsida; Rosales; Rosaceae. The record is from RefSeq and is a predicted model, not a curated record.